This is a messenger RNA of Dimorphilus gyrociliatus, 1129 nucleotides long. The record is from the annotation of a GenBank genome assembly. Lineage: Eukaryota; Metazoa; Annelida; Polychaeta; Dinophilidae.
GAUGUUCUGUUGCCAAGUGGCUCGAGUACGUCAAAUCUACACCUCCUACGUUCCUUCUUCAACAGAAAAGGAAGAAAUCGUUGUGGAGAGGGUAAAUCACGAUGCUGAUACAGUUGGGAACUUUUUGGAGUCGUACCGAAGAAAAAAGAAGAAAGGAAUCAUAGAAGUAGAAUUUAAGGCGAGUAUAGGCGAUCAUUGUAGGGUGAAAUUGACUUCGGCAAUUCAAGACGACGUUGGAUCAACUUACAUAAACGCGUCUUUCGUAGAUGCCUUCAAACGGAACAAAGCGUAUAUAGCCGCGGCUGGUCCGACUAAAUACAGCUUAAAUGAUUUUUGGGAGAUGAUUUGGCAAGAGAACGUUUCUGUAAUCGCUAUGACGACCGAUAUCUUCGAGCACGCUAGGCAACAAUGUGAAAAAUAUUGGCACAACGAACACGCAAUCUUCGGACAAAUCGAAGUGUGGUUAACCUCUACCGAUGUUCUUUCAAAUUUUACCGUUAGACUAUUUCACAUUAAGGAUGUUAGAACCGGAAAAAAACGAUAUGUUAAACAGUUCCAAUAUUCUAAUUGGGCUGAAUCAGAUAAACCAAACGUUUCGUCCCUAUUGGAAUUCCGAAGGAGAAUACGGGCCUCAUACGACUUGCAAGACGGGCCUUUACUUGUCCAUUGUGGUUCGGGGGGAGGAAGAACAGCUACUUUUCUAGCAAUAGAUGCUAUUCUACGAAGAGCGUCUAUAGAUGGUAAAAUAGACAUUUUCAACUAUAUUCGCUUCCUAAUGACCUGCAGGCAGAAUUUUUUUCGUCUUAUGCAACAUUAUGAACUGAUUUACGAAGCCGUAUCUAUGGCAUUACAGUGUGGGAGCACGACAAUUGCGGCUCCUGCCCUAGCGACAGCAGUCCAGAAGAUGGCGGAAGAGGAAGAGUUUGAAAAUGAAUUCUCUGCGUUAAGAAAAGUCGUUACGGAUUUGAGCGUAGGCGAGUGCGCCGGGGGUCAUCGAGCAGAGAACAGAAGAAAGAGUAGAGAUAUCAUGAUUCAACCUCCUGAAAGAUCUCGUCCGUAUUUGAUCACCCAAGACACGAAUGAGAGUACAGAUUAUAUUAAUGCAGUUUACGUCGACGUUAGUUCUUAA